AUGGCAGAAGAAACUUUAAGAGAGCUGUUGAAGAUCUAUGGAAAUGGCAAUGGACGUUUACAACAAUAUAUUGCUGAUUUAGAGGUGACAUUUGAAAACAAAGGGUCAACUCCACAGCUUGCCAUUUCUGUGGAAAAAUCAUCUCUGGAAAGACUCCCAAGGGAACUUCUCUGUGUCUAUAAGUUGGUAGAAAUUUCAGAAUGGGAGGCUAAGUUAGAGAAGCAACAGAUCAAUGAAGAGACACAUUCUAGAAUUCAUAUUGGAGAGAAAUCUUACAAAUGUAAUGAAUGUGGGAAGGCCUUUUACCAGAGUUCACAGCUUUUUGUGCAUCAUAGAAUUCAUUCUGGAGAUAAACCUUAUGAAUGUAAAGAAUGUGGGAAGGCCUUUAACCAGAGCAUAGAUCUUACUCUACAUCAGAGAUUUCAUACUGGACAGAAACAUUAUGAAUGUAAUGGUUGUGGGAAGGUCUUCACCCGGACGACACAUCUUAUUCUACAUGAAAGAAUUCACACUGGAGAAAAACCUUAUGAAUGUAAAGAAUGUGGGAAAGCUUUUCGAGGGAGCUCACAACUUACCCUACAUCAGAGGAUUCAUACUGGUGAGAAACCUUAUGAAUGUAUCGAAUGUGGGAAGACUUUUACUCAGAGCUCACAACUCACUCGACACCAGAGAAUUCAUACUGGAGAAAAACCUUAUGAAUGUAAUGAAUGUGGGAAGGCCUUCCCUUGGAUAACACAUCUUACACUACACCAGAGAAUUCACACUGGAGAGAAACCUUAUAAAUGUAAAGAAUGUGGAAAGGCUUUUCGAAGGAGCACAGGACUUACUGAACAUCAGAGAAUUCAUACUGGAGAGAAACCUUUUGAAUGUAGUGAAUGUGGGAAGGCCUUUACACAAAUCACAGAUCUUACCCGACACCAGAGAAUUCACACUGGUGAGAAACCUUAUGAAUGUAAAGAAUGUGGGAAGGCUUUCCAUGGGAGUUCACAACUUACUAGACAUCAGAGAGUUCAUGCUGGAGAGAAACUUUAUGAAUACAAUGAAUAUGGAAAGGCUUUUCAUGAGAAUGAACAACUUGCUAUACAUAAGAAAACUCGUAAUGGAAAAAAAACUCUCAAAUGCUACAAAUGUGGAAAGGCCUUUAGCCAAAAUGCUGAACUUCGUCUGCAUCAUAGAAUUCCUAAUGGAGAGAAACUUUAUGAAUGCAAUGAAUGUGGGAAGGCUUUUAGUAGGUUCAAAGAACUUACUUAGCAUCAGGGAAUUCAUGCUGGAAAGAAAUGUUUUUGAAUAUAAAAUUCCAUAGGGGAAAAAAGGUAACAACAGGAGGGGUGAUUAGGUGUGAGGGAAAGAGAACCACUAGGAUUACAGACCACCUUACAAAAGUUAAACUAAUAUAAUUGAAAAAACAUAGUACGGUGCUUACAGAAGAGGGAGAACAAUUAUAACUUGAACAAGACAAUAUCCAAUACAAAUGAAGGAAAAUACAAACCUAAAUCAUAACUUUAAAUGAAAAUGGAACAAGCAAUAUAGUAAAGUGAAAAGGGAGCAACAUUUUGGAUAAGAAUAUAAAAUCUUGUUGCUUAUAAGAAAUAUAUUUUAAAAAGAUAUCCAAAGAGCAAAACUAAGGGGAUGUAAAAAUGUAUUAUCAAGUGAAUAAAAAAAAGCAGGAAUUGCCAUCAUGCUAUCCAACAAACCAAAGACAAGUGUUCAAAAUAUUAAAAGAAUCAAAUAAGGAAACUAGUGGUUUUACUGGUUUGUUGUCAUUUCCUUUCUUGUUUUGAACAUCUAGGUAGCUCAGUGGAUAGAGUGCUGGCUAGAGUCAGGAAGACUCAUCUUCCUGAGUUUAAAUACAUCCUUUACAGAUCAAAACACAAUAAAAGUAUUUAUUGGUUUGGGGACCACAAACAAGACACAAACCUAAAUGGCGAGACAACAGUGAAAUCCUAAAGGAUGAGUGAUAGUAUUGAAAGAAUAUUCCAUAAGUUUUGGGUUGCAACUACAGCAGUCCUCAGGAAAAAAAUCAUAUCCGUUCAAACUUACAUUAACAAAAUAGAAAAAGGAUUGAUUAACUGAAAACACAUAAAAAA
Molecule: messenger RNA, 2087 nt
Organism: Gracilinanus agilis (Agile Gracile Mouse Opossum)
Lineage: Eukaryota; Metazoa; Chordata; Mammalia; Didelphimorphia; Didelphidae
Product: zinc finger protein 2 homolog
Exons: 4
Coding region: 1-1251 (416 amino acids)
Biological process (GO): regulation of transcription by RNA polymerase II
Cellular component (GO): PcG protein complex; transcription regulator complex
Molecular function (GO): RNA polymerase II cis-regulatory region sequence-specific DNA binding; DNA-binding transcription factor activity, RNA polymerase II-specific
Source: RefSeq, a predicted model, not a curated record